GACGUUUGCAACAAAAAAAAAAAAACUGAAAAAGAAAAUUCCUGGUUGAGAAAAGUAUUUUUUUGAAAAAAAAAAGUAUUUUUUAAAAAAGCAAAAGCAAAACUAAACUCCAUUUAAUCACCACUAUCUACAUAAUUCAAGCAACAAGAAAUUAAAACAUUUCAACUUAAAAAUGGUAGACUACAGCAAAUGGAAAGAUAUUGAAAUUUCCGAUGAUGAAGAUGAAGUUCAUCCAAACAUCGAUACACCUUCAUUAUUUAGAUGGCGUCAUCAGGCCCGUAUAGAGCGUAUGGAAGAAAUGGAUCGCGAAAAGACAGAAUUCGAAAAACGUAAGAACUCACAAAAAUCACGGCUCAUAGAAGUGAAACAAAAGAUCAAAGAAAAGGGUGAUAUGGAGGAAUUAAGGAAAGAGCUUGAAAAAAUCGAAGAAGAAGGAAAAGAAAUCGCCAGAAUAGAAGAUGAUUUGAGGAAGAAGGAGAAGAAAACACCAUGGAAUGUUGACACCAUUAGCAAACCGGGCUUCCAAAAAACUGUCAUAAAUAAAAAACCAACAAAAGCCGAAUUGGAAGGUCUCUCAGAAGAAGAACGCGAAAACAGAAUGAAGAAUUUUGUCAAAGAAAACGAAAAACUUCUCAAGCAAUUUGGAAUGCUUCGCAAGUACGACGACUCGAAGAGAUUCCUUCAAGAGCAUCAUCAACUGGUGUGCGAAGAAACUGGCAAUUAUUUGGUCAUCUGGUCGAUUAAUUUAGAAAUGGAAGAGAAGCACGAAUUGAUGUCUCAUGUGGCACAUCAAUGCAUUUGUAUGCAAUACAUUUUGGAGUUGUCUAAGCAACUGGACGUUGAUCCUCGUUCAUGUGUUGGUUCGUUCUUCUCUAAAAUUCAAGAUUGUAUACCCGAGUAUCGUCAGCAGUUUGAGAGUGAAAUCGAAGGUUUCAAAGAACGUGUUCGUAAAAGGGCACAAGAAAAAAUUGCAGAAGCAGUUGCUGAGCAGGAAGAAGAAGACCGAAAGGCUCGUCUUGGACCAGGUGGAUUGGAUCCUGUAGAAGUAUUUGAAUCAUUACCAGAUGAACUGAAAGCUUGCUUUGAAUCACGUGAUAUCGGCCUGCUGCAGGCGACAAUUGCAAAAAUGCCAGAAGAUGAAGCACGAUAUCAUAUUAAAAGAUGUGUUGAUUCGGGACUUUGGUUACCAGAAGGUGGCAAAAAAGAUGGUGAAACCGAGGAGUCAGAAGCAAAAUUUGCGGAGGCCAAAGAUAAACCCGAAUCUGCCGAUGAACCCACAUACGCUGGAGUAAGUACUGAUGAUUUGGACUGAUUUCGAAGCAUGAAUAACCGCCAACUUUUGCUUCUGAGAUGAUAAUUAUUGGAACUUCUUCAGAUAUCUGAAAUUAUUAUGUUGCAUCCCAGCAAAACUACUCAAACAAACAAAAAACAAACAGAACAAAAAGAAAAAAAAAAAUAAUUAUCACGCAAAAAACUCUCGUUAAGUAUAUAUUUUGUAAUUUCUUCAGUUUAUUUUUCGAUUGUAUAUAGUAAUAAGAAGCUUCUCUUAAAAGAUUUAAAAUAAAUCAUUAUGUCCCAUUUAAAAUAAAUUCAAAAAUAUCUUU
Messenger RNA from Episyrphus balteatus (marmalade hoverfly), 1604 nucleotides. It is a transcript of the gene Cdc37, whose product is annotated as hsp90 co-chaperone Cdc37. The record is from RefSeq and is a predicted model, not a curated record. Gene Ontology annotation, molecular function: protein kinase binding; protein-folding chaperone binding; heat shock protein binding. Gene Ontology annotation, cellular component: cytoplasm. Gene Ontology annotation, biological process: protein folding; protein stabilization. The coding region runs from base 173 to 1312 and encodes 379 amino acids. The transcript is spliced from 4 exons. Lineage: Eukaryota; Metazoa; Arthropoda; Insecta; Diptera; Syrphidae.